Cuscuta epithymum is the source of this 1812-nucleotide messenger RNA. The record is from the annotation of a GenBank genome assembly. Lineage: Eukaryota; Viridiplantae; Streptophyta; Magnoliopsida; Solanales; Convolvulaceae.
CGCAUCUCGAACUCCGUUCCACAUAAGAGGAUAUUUAGCAUUGUCUCCCAUUUAUCUCAAGAACUAUGCUAGGUGUACACAUUUGGGUUUUGCACCACAGUGUCACACUUCCUUCCAUUUCUCCUAAACAAACUUGCAGAAGAAGAUUAGUUUCUUAAAGCUGCAGAAUUUCACGAAUGGUUCCUGAGGAUUCGAGUCUGAUAAACAAAAAACAGCAAGCCAAAUUCCGCCUCUGCAAUGUUGCUGGCUACAAGACUGAUUUACUUGAAAUCCAUGCCCAAAGGCCUGAAUUGCAUAUUUUGUUCAUUCCGGGAAAUCCAGGAGUUGUUUCAUUUUAUGUUGAUUUUCUUGAAUCACUAUUUGAGCUACUGGGAGGAACUGCAUCUGUUACAGCUAUCUCUCACAUAUCUCACAGCAAAAAGAAUUGGGAGUUUGGGAGGCUGUUUUCCUUGCAAGCUCAAAUUGAUCAUAAGAUGAACUUUAUUGAGCAGGAAUUUAAUAAUGUUGAAGUUCCUAUAAUCCUGGUUGGCCACUCAAUUGGCUCCUACAUAUCUCUGGAAAUCUUUAAAAGAUUACAGAAAGAGGUGGGGUUCUGCAUUGGACUAUAUCCAUUUCUGACUGUGAACACCAAAUCUUGGACACAAUCUUUUAUUAAGAAGAUUGCAGCAUCGAGGAGUAUAUCUGCAAUGCUUAGUUCUAUUGUGGCAUGUUUGGGAAUGCUACCAGCCUGGAUCUCUACAUAUUUUGUGAAGAAAUAUGUUGGGAAGUUAUGGUCUCCUACUGCAGUUGAUGCCCUUUGUACACAUCUUCUCCAGUUCCACACGAUGCAGAACGUACUUUUCAUGGCAAUGACAGAGUUCGAUAAGCUUUCUGAGGCACUCGAUUGGGCCUUCUUGAGGGACAACAGAAGCCAAAUAGCCUUUUUAUUUGGGGAUGAUGAUCACUGGGGCCCUGUGCAUGUACUUGAAGAGAUUUGUGAGAAGGUUCCAGGAGCAGUGGUAACAGUGGAAGAGGAGGGCCAUUCUCACGCUUUCUCAUGCACAGAGGCUGGCUCCUUAUGGGCAGCUAAAUAUGUCGCCGGCAUGGUUAUGAGAUACACCACCACCUCGAAGAAGCCAUUAAAUCUGUAAGGGUCAUUCUAUUGGUGACGUGUGGUUCAUUGAUUUUUGGAUCGAUGAGAAACGUAGGCUCCUAUUGAUGAAGACAUUCUUUCUCGAGACUUCGAUGAUUGUAAUAAAGGUAUAGGUCUGGGAAUAAUGAAAAUACCCAUGAAAAAGUGCCAUAUUUCCAAAGCAAAUGGACAAGGGAACAAGCAAUGAUCUGGAUCAGCAGACUCGGUUAAGAAAAAUGGACAACGAGACGGUAGCAUAACCUUAAAUCUGCAUAGCAAUGAGGGGAAAGGUAACAUAUUGCGGUUUAGCUUCCAAAGGAAAACCUGGAUGUUAGGCAUUUGCUUUUUGUGCCAAAUUUUGGUUAAAGAAAAGGUUGAUCCUUCACAUUUUCUCCCAGCCUCAUAAGCAUAUAUGGUAAGGAAGAACGUCAAAUCACAUUCUAAAGACUACGAAAGAAUUUCAUCUAUCUCAGUUUUGACAAGAGGGAUACAUUGUGAGUGAACUUGACAAGUCAUCUUCCAAAUUGGGGAAACAAUUCGUUUAGGACGCAUGUUUCCCAUUCUUUGAUCUCUCCUGUACAUGUAAGGAAGCUCACAAGGAGGGUUUUCCCUUCCACUUCCACCAUAGUUUAUACUUUAUAGGAGUAAGCAAGAUGUAAACAAGGAAUGGAUCUGACACCCAAACCGCUUUUCAAUUUAGG